UAGUGCAAAAGUCAAACUGUGUCAUCUAAAAGGAACGGAGGAAGUAUUAGAUUUCGGUCGCAGAUCCAAAACUUUCACUGAAACAGACAACCUCACUUGCUUUUCUCGCCGGAAAAUUGCCGGCGACAAUCCACUCACGCCCAGGAAAAAAAACUAUAGCUGCCUAGUAGUGGGCCAGUGGCUUGACUCAGGGGUGGAUAUGAACGCUGGAGCGGAUGAAACGAAGAACUGAAGAAGCGCUGCUCCAUCUUCACUCGAGUACUCGACCACUCCUCCAGUAGAUCGACCGCCGUCGGCUUGACUGCAUAUAUUAUUCUCUUAAUAGUAUUCCAUUCAUGCUUUUCUUGCUUUUUCUGCAAGUGUUACAACUUUGAAGGAAGUGCUUUUGUUAGAAAGGAGUAAUUAUUUUUUUGAUAUUUUUGUUGUUUUUUAUAUUUCCAGUAAAAUAAAGAUGGAGGAAAUAGGUACUCCGGCAGAAAAUGGGUACUGUAUGCCUGCUGAAUGGGAACCCCAUUCCCAUUGUUGGUUAGGAUGGCCGGAACGGCCAGAUAAUUGGCGAGAUAAUGCAGUAGCUGCUCAGAAUGUAUUUGCAAAAGUAGCAACUGCAAUAUCAAAAUUUGAGCCAGUCACUGUAUGUGCUAGCCCUGCUCAGUGGACAAAUGCAAGGAGUCAAUUACCGCCUAAUGUCAGGGUUGUAGAAAUGAGUAUGAAUGAUUCCUGGUUUCGUGAUUCAGGACCUACUUUUGUAGUAAGGAAGCAUAUAUCAAGUUCAGGCGCUACCUUGAAAAGUUUAGCUGGUAUUGAUUGGAAUUUCAACAGUUGGGGCGGAGUUGAUGAUGGCUGUUAUACGGAUUGGAGUCAUGACAUCCUUGUUUCAAGGAAGAUUUUAGAGAUUGAGAAAUUGCCAAGAUUUCCUCAUACCAUGAUUCUAGAAGGCGGCAGCAUCCAUGUUGACGGGGAAGGAACUUGCCUCACCACUGAGGAAUGCCUCCUAAAUAAAAACAGAAACCCUCACAUGAGCAAAGAACAGAUAGAGGAUAAUCUUAAGGAAUACCUUGGGGUCCAGAAGAUUAUCUGGCUUCCACGAGGAUUACAUGGCGAUGAUGAUACUAAUGGUCAUAUAGAUAAUAUGUGCUGCUUUGUGAAGCCUGGGGUGGUGCUAUUAUCCUGGACAGAUGAUGAAUCAGAUCCACAUUAUGAACGAGCCCUUGAAGCCUUGUCAGUUCUCUCCAGUACCACAGAUGCCAACGGUAGAAAACUAGAAGUAGUGAAACUUCAUAUCCCCUGUCCAUUGUAUAUGACAGACGAGGAAUCAGCAGGUAUCAUCCAGGAUGGUGAAGCAAAACCAAGAGAGCCUGGUACUAGACUUGCUGCAUCUUACGUAAAUUUCUACAUUGCCAAUGGAGGGAUUAUAGCUCCUCAAUUUGGAGAUAAGAAGUGGGACAAUGAAGCUGUUCGUGUUUUAUCAGAAGCCUUUCCAGAUUACGAGGUAGUAAAAAUCGAAGGUGCAAGAGAAAUUGUUUUGGCAGGCGGUAAUAUACAUUGCAUUACCCAACAGCAGCCAUCUAUGAAGUAAAGUUGAGCAGGAGUAAUACGAGCUGAGAGCCUUCUAUUCCAUGUUAUUUUGUUUACCUCUACAGCUUGGAUUCAGGUUGUUUCACUUAGCGAGCAAAUAAUAUCCAUUGUAUAAGACGAUCAUCUUAGGAUGGAUCUGGCUGAUUCUAGGGCUAUUUUUAUUUUUUUUCACAAUUUUUUGUAUGCAGCCUGUUGUACCAUGCGGCCAACGUACAUUACGGGCCCAGUCUUAUUUAAGGUCCAAAAAAAUAACGGACUCCCAUUUCUAAUCCUGUUUCCCGUUAUUUAAAAAGAGUUGUUUUCU
Molecule: messenger RNA, 1879 nt
Organism: Chenopodium quinoa (quinoa)
Lineage: Eukaryota; Viridiplantae; Streptophyta; Magnoliopsida; Caryophyllales; Amaranthaceae
Product: agmatine deiminase-like
Exons: 11
Coding region: 452-1576 (374 amino acids)
Biological process (GO): putrescine biosynthetic process
Molecular function (GO): protein-arginine deiminase activity; agmatine deiminase activity
Source: RefSeq, a predicted model, not a curated record